AUGCAGGACAGGUUUAAUAGCAUAAAUUAGUUUGUUGAAAAAGAUAAUAACCACUAUUGCAUGUAGUACAUUUAUUACUAUUAUCAAUACACUAAGCACAUUAAUUUAAAUUACAUUACAAACAGCUUUAACUACUUACAUCUGCAUAAUAUCCUGAUUAUGAGCAACUACUUACACAUAAACUUGAUUAAGAGUCUUUAAACAUUCCAUUAGGGCAGCUUAAUCCACAAAUUCCAUUUGAUAGGAAAUAUCCUUAUAAGCAUUAUGUACAUUAACUAGAGUUACAUUAGGAACAGUUAGAAUAUAUAUUUGAGCAUAAAGUGCAUGUGCUAGUAUUUACGGGGUCGAUUAUUGUUUCAGAAGGGCAAUUAGUCAAGCACUAAUUAUUGUAAAUUAAAUAAGGGCAAAUUUCACAUAUAAAAGUAGUUGGAUCUGGUGUUUCGUUGGCAUUACAGGAGCUAACACAAAUAUUAUUAACAUUAUCUAUAUAUUAAGGGCAAGUUGAAUCACACUAUGAACCGUUUAAGUAUUUUUAUGGUAAUGUUGAAUAACAACUUAAACAAGAUCCAUCAAUUUAGCAGGUUUUACAUAGAGGAUUAGAACAUUGUUAGCAUAUUUUUAUUCCAUUUGUUGUGCUGA
This is a messenger RNA of Tetrahymena thermophila SB210, 639 nucleotides long. RefSeq lists its product as hypothetical. Lineage: Eukaryota; Ciliophora; Oligohymenophorea; Hymenostomatida; Tetrahymenidae. The record is from RefSeq and is a predicted model, not a curated record. The transcript has a single exon.